Messenger RNA from Leishmania mexicana MHOM/GT/2001/U1103, 3387 nucleotides. RefSeq lists its product as hypothetical. The transcript has a single exon. Lineage: Eukaryota; Euglenozoa; Kinetoplastea; Trypanosomatida; Trypanosomatidae. Bases 1 to 3387 code for a protein of 1128 amino acids. The record is from RefSeq and is a predicted model, not a curated record.
AUGCGCCACCUCCUGCGUGAGGUGAAGCUCCCCUUCAUGGAUGUGCACCUCAUAGAGACGUACCUGUUCCACCUCGCGCGGAGCACGCCCCCUACGGAAUCCAUCGGCAAAGAAGCCACCUCCGAUGUGCCCGUAUCGGGGGGCCGGGCACGCCCGGAACCUGGUAUCUGCCCUGAAGCCACACGACCGCCUCCGCCCACACUGCCAGGGGUCGGGCCGAAAAGCACUACCGCGGCAAGGCCUGUCGCCGUGGCAACCAUCUCCCGCGCACCUAGGCCCGAGGUGGCCGAGGGAUCAAAAGCAGAGCUCUACUCUGGCUUCAAGGCGUCUACGUGGGACAGCGAGAGACACCAAGACGGACACACCGACAACGCGGCAGCUGGUAGAACACCACCGCGGUGGGGGUCGAAGCGGAUAGCCGAUGAUGACUGCUUCGCAACUGCACAAGCAGAUCGGCACGCGAAGGCCCUUGGCCCCUGUCCGUCUACCACAGACCCCCCCAACACCAUCGACAAGGUCGACGUCAUGAACUGCGCACAGGCAGAGGAAGACCAUCCCCGUCCACCACCGCGUCCACCACGGCCCCCGCGCUGUGACGAGCGGCCGCAGCCGUCGUCACAUACCGCUGCGGUCAGCCGCAGCACCCCCGCAGAAAGUUGCGCGCAGCAGCAGCAGCACAUGCCGGCACCUUUUCCGCUCUCCCUGCUGGGUAUGAUGGAGCGUGUGUUGAGGGGGUACAAGGCAGCACUCGCUGUCGCGCUACGUGCUGUCAUGCAUCGAGAGGCGGUGUGGACGGCGCUCCAGCAGUUUCUGAACGUGGUGCGCUCGGACUGGGCGCCGUUAGCGGCUCAUGUAUCAGAGGUGGCUGCGCCUGUCGCGUCACGGGAACAUGGUAAAUCGAAUAGGGCUGCGAAGGGGACGCUCGGCUCCUCUGGUAUCUCGGAGGCCCUGCCGAGGGUACGUUCGCCGCGUGAUGGUGUGGGCAGCUCCGGCGAUAUGGCCGUCGGCGCUUGCCGAUCGGAGGCGCUCGUGUCUCCGCCCUACACGGCACAUGGAAUGAGCUCGUCGGCCAGCAUGGCAGAGAGCGAUGGUGGCAACCCGAAGCGUGGCCCAACGCCGGAAAAGCAGGCGCCCUUGCACACAUCGUCCGACCGAACCGGAACAGUCGUCGACGGGGAGACCACGCGAAGCAGCAGCGCCACAUUGCUCAAGAGCACCGUCCCGCCUGCUGAGAGCGCUGCUCGCCAUGAGGACACCGGUGUGCGCACAACCAGCUGUGAGAGCGAAGGGCACGCCGACAUUCGCGCGCAACCACCCGAGGCUACCGGCGGUGCAGAGAAAGGCCGCCAUCCGCGUGGGCAGCAGUGCCCAUCGCUGCGCCUCUCUGUUGAGUCCCUCCGACAGACAUCUGCGCAGUUCGCCGGUGGAGCCGCGAACGAAGCAGCGUCGUUGGACGGCUCUCUACCGUGCAAGGCUCAGCCACCGCCACCGAGGACUGCACCACGACUGCUUAGCGUCCCUAUCUCCACGCCGCCAUCUAGAGCGAGUGCUGCGAGGGAUGCCGCUAGCGCGCUUGCGCCGGCUCGCGCGCGCUCGGUGGCCGCCCAAAGCCGUAGGACUCUUGACCGUGCAGACCCGCUCCGCUCAUCUGGAGCAGGGGGGGCCGUGCAUAGCACUGCCGCGCAGCGAACGCUCGCCCUUCGCCAUGCGUUUCUAGCAUUGCCUAGCAAACAGCAGGCCUGUCGUGCGCAUCAAUCUACCACGCCCGCUGAUGGGACUCGCCGCCGCUCUCACUCGGCGCCGUGCGUGACAGAGGCCGCGUUUUACUCCCCUUCUCCGCCGUGUGAUUCCUCGUUUUUCGUGACACCGCGCGCGCGGAUAAUGGCCAGGCACGGGGCCGAGGCAGGCGGUGUCCCUUUGCGUACAAGGCGAUUAGUGCUCCACCCCGGCGAUUCCGUGUCGCCGAUGACGGCGCGGGUGUAUCGUCCGCUGCACGCGUCGUCUGCGUCGUCGGCUCCGUGGCGGCAGGAGCUGCACGAUGCGUCUCAGGUGACUCGUCGAGCAGGAAGUGAGCGUACCGCGCGGCCACACAGCGGUCUUGUGCCGUCUCUCGGCAUGCGCCUGCACGCGGUCUCCCGACAGGUGUACGCGGACUGCCUCUAUCACUACCUCUAUUACCUCCAGCGUACCACCCUCGCCGUAGUGGAGGCCGUCGAUGAACUGCGGCGUCACCACCUCUCGCACGCUGCUCCGUUCGUAGUCGAGCGCCGCAACUACCUCCUCGAGGUGCUGAUGCAGACAUCGGUGCUGGCAUGUGACGCGGCGGUGCAGUGGCUGAUGCAUGAGAGCACCCUCGAGAGCGAUGGUGAUUUGACGGGUGGAGGCGAUCAGCGCCCUGUCGCUGGCCAGCCCAGCGACUUGACCAGCGACGCGGCGUACUGCUCGACGCUGCUGCCCGGAGCGGCACAACAAGCCUGCGACCAUGUCUCUGACGCGAGGCGAUGGACACCUGAGAUGCCGUGCCCCACCUCUUCUCGCCAGUGUGGUGCCGCACCCGCGCAGGAGAUUGAACCCGCAGGCGAGAGAGCCGCUCAGCGCGCCUUGCAGCGCGCUGUCGCGCGUGGUCAGUGGCCUGAACAGUUUCUGCGAGCGCCGCUGAUGAGCACCCAUGCUAGUCUCGCCCGGUAUGCGGCGACCCCACGCUUUCUUGCCCGACUGGACGAAGCUCCGAGCACCAGCCCAGGUGCGCGCCAGGAGACCACAUCACGUGCUACACAACCUGGCGACGGCGGCCGCGCUCAGAACUCGGUGCCCACGACUACUCCGCCGGCGUCAGUGUCCCUAUCGCCCUUGCGUCUGGUACUGCCGGCAGACGUGCUGGAUAUCUACGGGGGCGACGCUGCUGCACCGGAGGAUGAGCGACACGAAGCAAGGAUCGCGAGCCCCUAUUCCGUUCGCUCGGGCGCAGCGCCUUCGGCUGCCGCCCUGGGCCGGCGUCUGGAGAGCGGCGAGCACCUUUUACAUCUUGAGGUGGCAACACAGCUCGCGUAUUUGCAGACGUGCAUGCAGUGUGUGCUGCAGCACGAGUACAUGGUCUAUCUGCGCGGGAUGUCGGAGGUGCACCGGCGCUUUUACGCAGACGAGAGGGCGAUGGGGAUGCUUCGCCACGGCGCAGCGGGGCAGGUAUGUGCGACGGACUGUGAGAAGACGGGUGCCGCAGUGACGCAUGUUGGCAGUCCUGCACAGCGCGGCAGCGCUGACGUCACAAUGACGCGUGACCGCUACGACCGCGUGUCUAUCAAGGAUGAGCUCUUGCGGGCGGACUGGAUGAGGGAACUGCAGGAAUCGUGGCGACUUCUAAUGUCAGGCAGCAGCAGUGUAGCGUAG